ACUGCUGAAGAGCAUAAUUCAGAGAACUUGGUGAAACCACUCGGUUGUCCAAACUUCAUAAUGACCUUACUAACAAGCUGGAUAUCAGUCCUAACAGCAUUUCUUCUUCUCUUACAUUUUUGGAGAGCAAAGACAUAUGCUUCUGGAAAUCCAGAAGAGGAAAUUGAUUACACGUACGUUAUUAUAGGAGUUACUCUGGGAGCACUUCUAUCAAUUGGUUUUGUAGCAGUAAUAAUCUGCAUGAUCAAAACCCAAAUGUUUGAGCAUGUCUCUGGAGAGUCAGAUGGCAAGAUGGAUAGAAGGUCAAACAUGGGAUCAAGCCAAAACAGAGAUGACGUCCAUGUACUGGAAAACCUAAGUACAAAAGAUCAAUAACCCUUUUGCAGUCAACAGUUACCUGGUCUGAGGAUCGAUAGAAGUCUCUUGUGCACAGGCAGGAAUCUUACCGAUAUCAAUUCCUUUCUUUGUUCUUUAGUUGAAAGGCUGAUUGACUGAUUACAGGAAGAGCUUAUAGUGCAUGCUAACUUCAAUCACUUGCACCCAAAAAGCCUGCAAUGCCCAACAGCAUGUACAUGAGGAAAAUGUAUGAAGAAAAUAAAAUAGAUGAGCUCUGUUCAUUAAUAGAUCCUGUUUAGUCUGUGAUAAGUAUAUGAUUAAUUUCUAAAAUCAGUUAAAUACAGGGUAAUAAAAAAGGUAGCCAUAUAAUUCAGGAUCAGAAUUCAUGAUCACGCCCAUAUUUCAAGAUAGGUUAAUAAUGACUGCACCAAGUUGGAAAAUCAUUCAUUUGAGGUUGAAGCAACACAAGGCUUCUCAAAUUUUUCAGAAAAUAUAUAUUUUGUGUUAAUAGAAAAACAUUUCAGCCAUUUUAAAGUUUUAUAUUUUUUAGAUUUAGGACUGAUGUCUUUUGUCUGUAGGUGGUAGUGCUGAUUUCAGACAUUUUAAAUGAGUUAUGGUCAUUUAAAAUGAAAAAUUCCUUUUGAAAUAAUGUUUUUCAUGUUUUGUUGACAUUUCACGUCAACACUGUACAAACAAGCUAAUCUGACACUUCCAGAAUUAACUCAUCCCUAUUUUUUAGUAUAAGAAAAUGCACUAAGUACAAUUAGAAUUUGUGAAUAAUUUCACUCACACACAACCUUAAUUCUUGUUCUAGCCUUGUAUAUUCCAGUGUACUUGAUUGCAUCAAAAUUGCUUGCCAGUUACAAGCUUCUUACAGUGGAAGUGACAAAAACAAAAAUUAUAGCUUUGUCUAAGAACAUUUAGAAUAAUUUAAACAAUUUUAAAUAGUGUAAACCCAAGUUCCUUUGUUAACAUUUCCCAAC
Molecule: messenger RNA, 1319 nt
Organism: Empidonax traillii (willow flycatcher)
Lineage: Eukaryota; Metazoa; Chordata; Aves; Passeriformes; Tyrannidae
Gene: TMEM273
Product: transmembrane protein 273
Exons: 6
Coding region: 61-375 (104 amino acids)
Source: RefSeq, a predicted model, not a curated record